AUGGGCGUCACAGCCUUGCUUAAGUGGCAUUUAGAAGUCGGUGAGGGGAUACUCCUGGCCGAACUGAAGAAAGACAAGUCCAUAACCAUAGCACCAGCUGAUAAAGGAAAAGCCGCAGCCAUUCUUGACAAAACAGAUUUUAACAAACUGGUAGACAACUUACUAACAGACCAGUCCACAUACCGAACCCUGAAAACUGACCCCACCAACAAGUUUGACCGGCAACACAGAUCCCUCCUGAACCAACUCAAAACCAGUGGUGAGAUCACACCUGAAAUCCAACGUAAGUUAACAGUGCAACACCCCCGUGCACCGUAUGCCCGUGCAACCAUCAAAAUCCACAAGGACCCUGUAAAAGCCAGGUUACUGAUAUGCUCCAGAGGAACUGUCUUCUAUAACACUGCCCAGUACCUCACGAGACUACUAUCACUAUGGUCUAAGGCUGCCGACUCCUUUAUCAAAGACUCAGCUGACUUCUGUAACAAAAUACGUCAGAUCAAUGAACCCUGCAAACUUGUGAGCUACGAUGUUAUUGACCUAUUUACCAAUGUCCCAACUAGCCAAGCCCUAGAUGUCAUAAGAGACAAGAUAACAACCACUCCACCGACGACAUCCCUAUCCCCAGAUAAUAUCAUCCGCCUACUGGACUGUUGCCUGUCAUCCACUUACUUCACUUGGGGUGACACAAUUUAUGAGCAGAUCCAUGGCCUCCCCAUGGGAUCCCCACUAUCCCCGAUUGUCUCCGAGAUCUACCUAACUGAACUAGAGAACAAAGCCUUAGCCACGUCACCCAUCCAGCCCAUCUGUUGGAUGCGAAAAGUGGACGAUACCUUCGUCGCACUUCAACACCACCAAGAUCCAUCUGCCUUACUUGACCACCUAAAUUCACAACACCAACGCAUCAAAUUCACCAUGGAAACUGAAAAAGACCAACAAAUACCAUUCCUAGAUGUCCACGUGAAGAGAACAGCGGACGCUCUCCAAACCACAGUGUACCGCAAACCGACCCACUCCGACCAGUACAUCCACUACAAGUCCAACCACCCGCCCAAAACCAAGACCGGCAUCAUCUCCACCCUCACAAAGAGAGCUAAACUCAUCUGUAAUAGCAACUUAGAUGAAGAGAUCCAACACCUGCGCACAGUUUUCACCCACCUGAAUGGAUACCCAGCAGACCAAGUAAAUAAAACCAUCCAGAAGUCCUCGCAACCUGAACACAAUCAACAGCCUAGAGUCCACGUGGAAGGCCCCGGUAUACGAAUCAACCUCCCCUACAUAGGUCCAACCAGCCACAAAAUAGCCCGCCUAAUAAAACAGACAACUGGAAUAGAAACAGUCUUCAGAAGCCUGACCACACUAAAGACCCACCUACAUGCCACAGGAAAGAAGACACCAACCAAACCCCAGCCUCCCAAAGGAGUUGUCUACCAAUUAAAAUGCAGCUGCAACAACUCCUACAUAGGUGAAACAGGCAGACAGCUUCAAACCAGAAUUAAAGAACACCAAUCAUCAGUACAGAAACUUGACUCCAAAUCUGCCAUAUCUGACCACAUACAUGAAAACCCAUCCCACAACAUCAACUGGAAUACAGUCAGGACACUUAACAUGAAUCAGCCCCAUUGGAAGAAACGAAAACUACAGGAAGCCAUCCAGAUUAAGAGAUUAAAGCCCAGCCUGAACAGAGAUCACGGCAUCUACCUCCCCUCAGCUUAUGAUCUGCUAAUCCUCCAAACCGCUCAGGAACCCCACCGAGCCUAG
This is a messenger RNA of Liolophura sinensis, 1758 nucleotides long. RefSeq lists its product as uncharacterized. Lineage: Eukaryota; Metazoa; Mollusca; Polyplacophora; Chitonida; Chitonidae. The record is from RefSeq and is a predicted model, not a curated record. The coding region runs from base 1 to 1758 and encodes 585 amino acids. The transcript has 2 exons.